GGAUAAACAAAGCAGUCAUCUCCACUCAACGGUACCCGUAAACUGUAAAUCCUCAUUCCUCAACCUCUCUAGUCUCAGCCUCACACCAUUUCGACGAUGCCGACCGCCCUCAAUCUUACUUUGCUUCCUUCUCCAAAUCCUAAAUUUCUAAUCAUGGAGAGGUCGUUCAUCACAUCCCCUGCUUCCGUGAAUCUCUUCGUCAGAGUUGCUUCUUCACUGUCGCGAACUCUGGCAGUCGUGAGAUGCAGCAAUAGUGAGUCGGAGGGAAGAGAAAUCAAUGGUUUCAAGGAGUCUCUGUCUGGUAUGGUGGGCAAGCGAGUAGAGGAGUUGAUGAACAGGGAAGAGAACAAGGGAUUACUGGAAGGGUUGGAGGAGGCGUCGCAGAGAGUAGAGAGGGCACAGAAGGAACUGGCAAAGAUUCAAAUGCAAGAAAAUGAGGCAACGAUGUUGAGAAAUUACGUCGACCAGCUUGAAAACAGAGCUUCCGAGAUUGCAGGAUGUCAGACGGAAAUAUUGGAAGCAAGAACGAUGGUUAAAGAAGCAGAACAUUCUCUGUUGUUAGACACGGAUAGAAUUGGAGAUCAAGAUGUUUCUGUGGAACAAAAAAGGGAGGAAACUGACAAAGAUGAAGAGAGGUGGGAGUCUAUUAAAGCAGCAUUUGUUUCAGCAUUAACUGGCACCCUUGUGGGGCUCCCCAUAUCUCUCACCCAGGUGACCAGCAGUCCUCAGCUGGUACUCCCUUUAGCAGUCACUUUCAUCAGCUGCGCAUUAUUUGGAGUCACCUUUCGCUAUGCAAUAAGGAGAGACUUGGACAAUGUUCAGCUUAAAACAGGGACAUCUGCAGCUUUUGGCUUUGUUAAAGGUCUUGCUACACUGGCUGGAGGACCACCUUUGGAACUGGAUGCUGGAAGCUUCUUGUCACAUGCUUUUGAUGUGAAGGAACUUUGGGAGAGGAUACCACUACCAAGCUCCUUUAUCUGCAACGACUUUUUCCCUCACCAUUGCAAGUUCAUUGAAACCAGGUUGCAAUUGCAAGCAUGACAUGUUCUUGUCAUUUUCUCCGCUUUUUAUGAAAUUAGAUGAACAAGUGUUCAUGUGGUGAAGGAACUUUGGGAGAUCACAAGUUUUUGAAUGCGAAGGCCUCAGUCAAAUGACCCAACUGGGUUUGUAACAAAGCAGGUGCUUGAGAUGGAUGGGUGCAUUUUUCAGUGCUGUGGAAACCAGUGCACGUUACUGGUUAAAGCAAAUUACUACUCUCUUUAUUUAGUGACGGGAUGGUUAGUUGCUGUUUAUGUAUGCACUAAUGAUAAAAUCCCAGAUACGGCCAGAGCAUGAACAACCAUUCGGGAAUGAAAAAUGUCUUAGCUAUACUGAUAAUGAAUUUGUUAUUUGCAGCCCA
Molecule: messenger RNA, 1399 nt
Organism: Malania oleifera
Lineage: Eukaryota; Viridiplantae; Streptophyta; Magnoliopsida; Santalales; Ximeniaceae
Exons: 4
Coding region: 97-1041 (314 amino acids)
Source: RefSeq, a predicted model, not a curated record